AUGAAAGACAAGAAGGCAGCGGCUAUCCGCAACGACAAGGAGAAUUCACACGUAAAGUCGAGCAGCGGCCUUGUACCUCCCGAUCCUUUGCCUGCUAUCCACUGCAUGCACUUCAAUGCUACUGGGAACACGAAAAUAGAUGCCGAUAAGUUCGACGACGAAAAAACAACAACAUUGACCAGAAUAUUCGACCCCAUUAGAGACAGGUGGAUAUUAAAUGACCACCGCUAA
Messenger RNA from Bipolaris zeicola 26-R-13, 231 nucleotides. RefSeq lists its product as uncharacterized. The transcript has 3 exons. The record is from RefSeq and is a predicted model, not a curated record. NCBI's taxonomy places the organism in Eukaryota, Fungi, Ascomycota, Dothideomycetes, Pleosporales, Pleosporaceae. The coding region runs from base 1 to 231 and encodes 76 amino acids.